AUGGAGAUCGGAGAGGAGGCGGAGGAUGAAGAGGAGGAGGAGGGUGAAGUGGGGGAAGAUGAAGGAGAGGAGGAGAGGAGGAAGAGGAGGAAGGGGGGUGAGAGAAGCGAGAUGGAGACGGAUGAAGAGAGCAAUGAAGGUGCAGGAGGUAGGAAUAGGGAGGAAGGGCAAGGGGGAGAGGAGGUGGAGAGGGGAGUGGUAAGGGAGGAGGGAAGAGGAGAGAGAAGCAGAGGGAGAAAUGGAGGGAGAAGAUUGGCGGAGACAGGAUCAGGAGGGAAAGGGGGGGGAAGGGGGAGAGGAAGGGAGGAGGGGGAGGAGGGGGAGGAGGGAGGGAUGGGGGAGGAGAUGGAAGAAGCAAAAGAAAGGCGGGGGGGAAGGGAGGCGCAGACGAAUUAUUGGCAGGUGAAAGAAGAAGCAUUGGAGGUGGAUGGGGAGUGGGGGAAAGGAGAGGCUAUGGCGGAGAGUGGGAGAUGGGGAAAAGCCGGUGGGGAGGAGGGGGAAGAGGGUGAGGAGGGCAAGGGGAAGGAGGAGGAAGGGGAGGGCAAGGGGGAGGGAAAAAAACUGACAAGGCACAGGCAGGCAGGUGCAAGAGAAAGAAGCAGUGGAAGUGAAGGGAGAGUGAAAGAGAGAGGAGGCUGUGGAGGAGCAUGUGAGAUGGAGACAGGUGGUGGGAUGCAGGGCGAGAGGGGGGGAAAGGGGGAGGGUAUGGGGGAGGAGGGAGGGAAGGACAAAGGGGAGGAUGAGGGGCAGAUAAAACACUGGCAGGACGAAGAGAAAGAAGCAAUGGAAGUGAAGGGGAGAGUGGAUGAGAGAGGGGGUUAUAGAGGAGAGUGUGAGGUGGAGAAAGACUGUGGGGAGGAAGGGGACGGGGGGGAGGAAAGGGAGGACGGGGGGGAGGACAAUGAGGGCGAAGAGUACAAGGAGGGGGAGGAGGAGGAGAAAAAGAGGUGGAGGAGAGAAAAGAGGUGGAGGAGAGAAAAGAGGUGGAGGAGAGAAGAAGGUGGAGGAGAAGAAGGGCGAGGGCAGGAAGUAACGGAAGGCAAGGAGGUUCAGGAGGGAAGGGAGGUUCAACAACGCACGGAGGAACAGGAGGGCAGCAGGACGGUGAAGCGGAGAAAGCAGCGGCAGCUGAGCAAGCAGGGGGAGGAGGAGGAGAAGGAGGAGGAGGAGAAGGAUGGCAAGAAGGAGGGAAGGGAUUAG
This is a messenger RNA of Closterium sp. NIES-65, 1200 nucleotides long. The record is from the annotation of a GenBank genome assembly. Lineage: Eukaryota; Viridiplantae; Streptophyta; Zygnematophyceae; Desmidiales; Closteriaceae.